CUUCUCAUUCACUCAUUGCCACAGCUGAGGAAGCUACAGGUCAUUCAUUCACUAAGAACAAGAGGAGUAGCUGGUGAAGUCCUAUCCCAAGUCCAACCCCACCAGCAGGACACAGCUCAUUGACCAACCCAACCAAGAGGACAUAGUUCCUAGACCACUAGUGGCCACAGAACCAAGACCAACCCCAGCAAGAGGACAUUAUUCCUAAACCACUAAUUGCUACAAGAACAAACUCACCAAGUGUCAUAUCUUUUAGAUUGUCUUCACCAUCUGCCACAUCUCCAGGACUAGCCCCACUAGCCAUUAUCUCAGGUCCAGCAGCAUCAGCUGAGGUGCAGAAGACCAUGAGAAUGCAAGCCCCAGAGGUGAUCAUGGAGGGGGAGUUGGAGAAGAGGAGUGACAAUCUGCUCCAGUUCUGGAGGAAGAAGAUGUGUGUCCUGACCAAGGACAGCCUGAACAUGUUUGCUGACGGGCAGAAGAAGACCAAGUGCAAAGAGCUCAAGUUCCAGUCCAUCAAGAAGCUGGACUGCGUGGAGAGGACCGGCAAGUACAUCUACUUCACCAUAGUCACCACGGACAACAAGGAGAUCGAUUUCCGCUGCCCGGAUGAUAGCUGCUGGAACGCGGCCAUUACCAUGGCCCUCAUAGACUUCCAGAACAAGAAGGCCAUCCAACACUUCAGGUCCCGCCAGGAGAGUGAGCGGAGGGUCGCACCGUGUGUGUGAGCGGAAGGCGGCCACGUGGAGCAGCAGCGCUUAGAAGUGCACAUAUCAUGGACCAAAUCGAGAGCAGAUUCCGGAGAUUCCGUAUGAAGCGGGAAACAAUUUGCUUACACGUAUAGCGCAAGUUUUGAGAUUGUUAUUUGAGCUUCACUGGUUGGAAUGUCCCCUCACUGACGUACGAGAAAUGCAGAUGAAAGAUUCAUCAUGAUGGGAGACACAAUUUGUUUCGCCUUAUUUAUUGUACUGAGGAAAAAAAAACAUGCAAUACAAACCGGACGCGACCGGCUAAUUUAUUAAGCAGUACAGUGUCUGUUUAUAUAUCUAUAUAUGUGUAUUUGUAUUUAUUUCAGUUGCUUCCUGUCUUAAUAUAUAAAUAUAUUUUUAUUUCAUUUCAAGACUGUUAAUUCCGAAUAAAUGU
Messenger RNA from Pelobates fuscus (common spadefoot toad), 1140 nucleotides. RefSeq names its product pleckstrin homology like domain family A member 2 (gene PHLDA2). The record is from RefSeq and is a predicted model, not a curated record. The coding region runs from base 345 to 725 and encodes 126 amino acids. Lineage: Eukaryota; Metazoa; Chordata; Amphibia; Anura; Pelobatidae. Gene Ontology annotation, molecular function: phosphatidylinositol phosphate binding. The transcript has 2 exons. Gene Ontology annotation, biological process: positive regulation of apoptotic process.